GGUUUAAAGGAGGAAGGAAGCCAUUUUGGAGCUUCGACUUAGAAAAACGCACGGAGAAGAAACAAAAAAAUAAAUAAAUAAAAGAAAGGGAAGAAAAACUAGGAAAAAAAACCUUACCAAUAGUGAGAAGUAAUCCAUCAACGGCGAGCCACCGUCUGAAGAAGAGGACAUCGCGGCUGUUGAGGAAUCGGAAGAGUUCGGGCCGCGGGGUUGCUUUGACAGAUCUAAAGUCAAAUCUACAUCCGGGGGCUUUUUUUUUAUAUAUAUAUAAAGUUGAUUUGGUGCAUCAGAACAAGUGACUUCAAAGACUUUAGCAAGAACAAGCACUUGUUUGCGUUGCAAUAACAAGGACUCAUUUAUUGAGCGAGACUUUAUCUCUUCAUUUUGAAGAGUCCUAUAAACUGUUAUUACAGUCUCUGUACUGACUCUCAAAACUUUGAAGUUGAAGAAACUUUCAAAGGGACAAUUUAAUAGAAAACAAAAUGAGCACCACAAGAACAGAGAACCCUGUUUUAAUGGGUCUGUCCAGUCAGAAUGGGCAAUUGAGAGGCCCAGUGAAACCAAACCAAGGGCCUGGAAGUGGGGGAAUGCAGACACAGCAAAUAAGCCAGCUGAAAAACGCCAGCACAAUCAAUAACGGAAGUCAGCAGCAAGCACAGAGCAUGAGCAGCGCUAUUAAACCUGGUGAUGACUGGAAGAAGACGUUAAAACUCCCACCAAAAGAUCUUCGAAUAAAGACUUCGGAUGUCACCUCCACAAAAGGCAAUGAGUUUGAAGAUUACUGUUUAAAGCGAGAGCUGCUCAUGGGGAUUUUCGAAAUGGGAUGGGAGAAACCAUCCCCAAUUCAGGAGGAAAGCAUUCCUAUUGCAUUGUCUGGUAGGGAUAUCUUGGCUAGAGCAAAAAAUGGAACUGGCAAGAGUGGAGCCUACCUCAUUCCCUUACUUGAACGGAUAGAUCUAAAGAGAGACUGCAUACAAGCAAUGGUGAUUGUACCCACUCGAGAACUUGCUCUUCAGGUCAGUCAGAUCUGCAUCCAAGUCAGCAAGCAUAUGGGUGGAGUCAAAGUGAUGGCAACAACCGGAGGCACCAAUUUAAGAGAUGACAUAAUGAGGCUGGAUGAUACAGUUCAUGUGGUGAUUGCUACUCCAGGGAGGAUUCUGGAUCUUAUCAAAAAAGGUGUAGCUAAAGUUGACCACAUUCAGAUGAUAGUUCUGGAUGAGGCGGACAAACUGCUUUCUCAAGAUUUUGUGCAGAUAAUGGAAGAUAUAAUUAGUACGCUACCUAAAAACAGGCAGAUUCUUCUUUAUUCAGCCACUUUUCCCCUCAGUGUACAGAAAUUUAUGUCCUCUCAUUUGCAAAAACCAUAUGAAAUUAACCUUAUGGAGGAACUAACACUGAAGGGGGUAACGCAAUACUAUGCCUAUGUGACAGAAAGGCAAAAAGUUCACUGCCUGAAUACACUUUUUUCAAGACUCCAGAUAAAUCAGUCCAUAAUCUUCUGCAACUCCUCUCAGCGGGUGGAGCUCUUGGCCAAGAAAAUCUCUCAGUUGGGCUAUUCCUGCUUCUAUAUCCAUGCUAAGAUGAGACAGGAACACAGGAAUAGAGUGUUCCAUGAUUUCAGGAAUGGAUUGUGCCGUAACCUUGUUUGCACUGAUUUGUUUACCCGUGGUAUUGAUAUCCAAGCUGUGAAUGUGGUGAUAAACUUUGACUUUCCAAAGCUGGCAGAGACCUAUCUUCAUCGCAUAGGCAGAUCAGGUCGCUUUGGCCAUCUUGGACUUGCCAUUAAUUUGAUCACCUACGAUGACAGAUUUAACCUUAAAAGUAUUGAAGAACAGUUGGGAACAGAAAUCAAGCCCAUACCCAGCAGUAUCGACAAAAGCCUGUACGUGGCAGAAUAUCACAGCGAAACUGGAGAAGAGAAGCGUUAAUCUGCAUGCUUUAACUGACCCCCAGAAGAGUUUGACCAUGCAUCCUUUUUUGUUGAGGGUUUCUUUCCCACUCACCUGCCUCAUCAUUUUUUCCCCUCUGCCUUCUGGAACAUUUACCAGCAUAAUUUCAAACCUAAAGAUAUUUUUCAAUUUUUUUUUUUUUUUUACCCCAUUGUUUGCACUGUGCACCCACAGGAUUCAUGUUGUUGCACUUAAUUUUUCACGCUUUAUUCCCUUGGAAGAAGAGGAGAGUCUUGGAAUUUGCUAUUCGAUUUACUGCUGAAGACCCUUGCACUAUUAUAGGCUUUUCAUAUGUGUGCACUCCCCAGACCCAUUUACUCUCACCUGGUUCAGUGAUGCAAUACUGCGUUUCGGUCCCUUCUCUUAGAGGUUACAAGUACUUAACACCAGUGGGUUUUUUGUGCAUAGUCUUGUGGCAGUGUGGAGUUCACGUCUAAUAUGUUAUUUUUUAUUUUUUUUCUCUCCCCAUAAAGCGAACUGUUUUACGUGUGCAAAGUGCCUUAUGCUACAAGACCAUUCAAGGUUCUCUUCACUGCAGCCCUUACGAGACAAUACACUUCCUUUGCGUUUAUUUUUUUUGUUUUUUUUUUACCACAUCUAACAUCUGCAGAUCACUAAGCUGGUGCUUUCCGAUCAAAACUGCUAGCCCUGAAAAUCUUCCACUUGUAUAUUUGUCCCCUCACUAAUUUCAUCUGGAAUGCGAGUGAUUUGCCUGUACGGGGGUUCCAGUAGCUUGUAAAUAGGUACCUGGUCAUUACACAGGCAAAAAAAAAAGCCAAUCAGAAAACAGGCUAUAAAGUGCAAGUUCCAGACACUUAUUCAACGUCCUUAAGGCAGAUGCUGGUUUAGGUUUUGUUUCCAGUUAAACACUAAUUGGGGUGUUUUUUUUUUUUUUUUUUUCUCUUUCCAAUUUGCAGCAAGAUAUGAUUUCAGAUUUUUUUCCAAAGCCAUACCCCCUCUAAAGAAAAAUUAAAGAAUUCCCUUGCAUGAGGGGUAUGGGGGUAAUCUUAAGAAACUUGUGUAUACUUGUAUAAAAAUGUAAAUAAUUUGGUUGGGGGGGUGGGAGGGGUGGAAGAAUUUUUUUUAUUUUUUUUGUUUAUGAUGGUUUGUUGAAGGUUUCUUUGUGUUUUUAGGAUUGCAGCUUAAGUUGAGAGAGGUUCAGUUCAUGGCGACAUUUUAGAGAGCGGUCUGAAAUUGAGGAGGGUAACGUACAAUCCAGUGUUCCAAUACGGAUUGAGUCAUUUGACUUGUGUGGAUUUUCCUCCUCUGUCUCUACUUUGUUAGACCGCCCAUGCGAAAAAAAAUAUGUAUAAAUCGAUGGGAGCUGGGGGGGUGAAGAAGCCACGUGUCGUUCUUGGAUAGUGGCACAUUUUUUAAAAUAUAUUUUUUUUUUUGGGUGGACAGAUGGGAAAUGUUAAUUUGAACUGAGCCUCUCCCAGCAUGCUAGAUGCUCGGCCUUAUCUACAGGCAAAGUGAGUGAGGAACCAUCACUUGUUGAUUUUAGUUUGUGUCCCUAUAUUUGAGCCACCUGGAUCGCGCGGUAUUCGUCAUGCCCAUAAUAAAGCAUGUCCCAUUGUUUAGUUGAAGCUGGCUAGCACAGACUCUAGCAUUUAAUAUUGCACAUCCAGGUGCACGUAGAAGCACAUUUACUUGUUAAAAAAAUAACACAUUUGGAUCCCGAACCUUCAGUAAAGCACGAGGACAAUUGGCAUAAAAAAAAAUAAUUGUUAGCAAAGGGGGUAGAUUAUUUAAUAUUUCUAUUUAAAAUUUACUUGAUUGCUCUGCUACUGAAGGAGGUUAUUGGGUAAUCUGUUUCAUGUGGGGUCAUGGGGCAAUAAGUGACUUCCUCUUGCCCAGUUCUAUUUGUACUGCAGCUGCCAUUGUGCAAAUUCGGUGCCGCCGCACUUUGUGAAAUGCGGUGUUAUGCUGGUGCUAAAUCCAUGAUCCUUAUAUGAAGGGAUAUCCAUUUAUUUAAAAAAAAAAAACACAAAAAACCCAUGCUAGAAGUGUCAAUUCCCUGUACAUGCGUUUUACACUGCACAGGAGGAAUUGACUUGUCAAGCGCCAUUGGAAUUCGGUGGGCAGCGCUUUGGAAAAAGCUGUCGCAGUUCAGGUGCUUGUUACACUAUAAAUCGGCGCAGAAAAAAAAAUUGAAAGAUGCUCCGAAAUACAAAAAAUAAAUAAAAAUUUGAAUCCUUUUUUUCCUUAUGUAUAAAAUACCUCAAUCUUUAUUGGUUGCAGUCUUCCAAGCUUUGGCAGAAAUCCCAAUAUGCAUCUUGCAAGUGAACAUGACUGCAAUUAAGCGCAAAUUGGCAGCAUGAGUUGCGGAGUUGAUUCCAGGUCUGCCUGAGGAGCUUCCAAAACCAUACCGUAUUGUACGGCUACCUUAUACUACAAAAAUUUAAAUUGCUGAAUUGGAUUAAUCCCAAUGUUGGUUAUGGGAGCAAGGAAUAUUUUUUUUUCCCAAAUUUUUUUUCAGUUUAUUUUUUUUUUGUUUCCUCCCGGAAUGAGAUGGGAGCAUCUUUCAAUUGUAGUGCUAAAAUGUUGUAAGCAUUCAUUACGGAGCAUUCGGUUCCGGGCUAGGUAUUACUGUUCAGUGCUGAGACAGGUUCUCGUCUCAGCAUUGAACAGGUUUGGCAUCUCAUUCUGUUUUUUUGUUUUUUUUUUGUUUGUUUUUUGGGGAGGGGGGGGGGGGUCUGGGAUAUGGUUAGGAGCUGAACUUAAACAUAUUGGGAUCAGUUUAGAAAUUUGCAUUUUUUAUUUUUUUCCAUUUUCAAAUCUGAAGUGACUCCAUUGAGAAGAGUGAAAUGGUACCAAUGAACUUUUAUUUUUCUUUAAAGAAAAUCUAAAAAACAUGCGAGCAAUGGGAUACCUUGGUUCUCUUAUUUUUCGGUUUACUGACUAAACAGCGAGAACUCCUUAAAACCCUCCUUAUGUGGAGAAGCAAAAAAAUAAAUUGUUCCUAAUAUGUUUUGUCAGAUCUAAUGGGCCAAGAUGUGGGUAGGUACAGCAACUAGUUUGUACCCUUAAUUUGGUGGGCGGGGGGGGGGGGGGGGGCAAUAACCAUUUGUAUGUCAACAGUUUACGCAAAGCAGUUUAACAUCUGAUGGCAGACAAAUUGUGAACCCUGAUUUCAGCACCGUAUCCUCCUGGUGCUGCAGUCCUGCGGAAUAGCAGCCACAAGAGGAUACAAAUGCCAUUUUCCAAUCAAAUUUCUGUGAUUUGGUAGCCGCUUAGCUGCAACCACUGGACAAUGAGUCUGAGUCCUGAAGCGGAAUGACUUCUCCAUCAGGAGUUAACUAAGCCGCUACCAUCACUGCUUCCUAUAGAACAUGAGAAAAUGGCCCAGUGGGAUAUUUUAUUUUUUUCUGAUUCUUUGUUGGUUAAGACGGUCAGACCGAUGUAUGGAAGAGAAAUCUGGAGGUUGUUUUUCUGUUAUCUUAAUAAAUUCCCACUGGAAAUCA
Bufo gargarizans (Asiatic toad) is the source of this 5413-nucleotide messenger RNA. It is a transcript of the gene DDX6, whose product is annotated as DEAD-box helicase 6. Gene Ontology annotation, cellular component: cytoplasmic stress granule; P-body. Gene Ontology annotation, biological process: P-body assembly; cytoplasmic stress granule assembly. Gene Ontology annotation, molecular function: mRNA binding; RNA helicase activity; ATP binding. The record is from RefSeq and is a predicted model, not a curated record. Bases 483 to 1928 code for a protein of 481 amino acids. The transcript has 14 exons. NCBI's taxonomy places the organism in Eukaryota, Metazoa, Chordata, Amphibia, Anura, Bufonidae.